UCUAAUAAAACAUGUGAAGUAUUCAAAAUUACUCUCGAUGAGAAUGUAUUAGUUAUUUCUUCUUUCAUAAAAUGUAUUCUGCAUUAUCCAAUCCAUUAGAUAUAUUUCUUGUGCAAAUUUCGUUUAUGUACAUUUCGUCCGUAAAAAUAUAAUUAUGUUGAUUGCAACGAACAGAACAGAUUAAAUAAAACAAGUUUUCUCAUGCUUUUCCGCAUGAGAUCUAUUCGUGUAUAUAAAUAUGUAACUGUUAUUUAGAUAUUUAUUUAUUCUCGCGAAGUUAUGCGAUUAUUUUACCAUUCGUUAUAUUAUAUAAAGAUAUAAAUCAAUAUGAUAAUUAAAUUCAAUCGACUAUACAUACUGUUCCAUUUACACACGUGAAGAGUAAUACAUUGACUUUGCAAUUAUACUCAAUAAAUUCUUAUCUCUGGACUAUGUUUAAUAAAAGAACAGUGAUACUAAGAAUAGAAACGCAAUAGAGAUACAAAGAAUAGAAAAGAGACAAAAAAUUUGCUUGAUUGAAUAAAAUUUUUAUGAAAUCAAAAACUAUUUAAUCUUCAAAUAUAAGCACUAUACCGAGUACAUAUACUUUCUGAUCGCGGAUGUAAGUAAAUGAAUCAUCGGCUAACCAUCAUUUCAAAUUUCCAAAUGGUUACUUGUAAGAGAGUAGAAAUUCGUUUGUAUCUUAUUUUGACAAUUCGUCAUACAAUUAAUUUUUUCCCAGUUUUCCCAGUAAAAGCCUCUUAUAUGCUUCGUACAUAUAUACUUGUCCUCAUCUUAUUCUUCAUAAUAAUUGCUUUUUAUUCAUAUUUUUAUUGAUUAAUCUAUUUACUGGUACAAAAAGAACAUCUUUCUUAAGAGGUAUUAAUGUAUUUAGUACGACAUUAUAAUUUCAAUUAUAAGAGAUAUGAUUAAUAGUAAAAUUGUGGGUGUGACGAUUAGUAAUUUCACGGAUUCAUUUGACGUAACGGGAUAGCCCUCAUAGUGCAAAUAAAAAUAAAAUAUAUAAUGAACGUGUUAGUGCUAAAAGUCACGUAAUUCAAUAAAUAUCAAUUCUUAAAUGAGAUUAAAAUAAUCAACUAGGGAAUUUUGAUUACGUAAGGAGAAAAUAAGAAUAAAGGAACUAAAACAACAUUUUUUAAAAAAGUACAAUAAAAUUUCUAAUAAUGCGAUUUCUUAAAAUUUAGUAGAUAGAUGUCUUCAAUGAUCAAGGCUAUCAACCGAUACACCUACACACAAAAUUCCAUUAACGGUUCAUAGAUUCGCAACUUCGCAUACCAUUGAGUCAGUUCCAUGAAUAACUGUUAACGGAUAUUCGUAACAUAAGUUUCGAUUUGUGUAACCGAUGGUCACUCUCACCUUCCAUAUAAAAAAUUUUCAGAAACAUAUAUAUUAUUCAUUUGAUAAAUGGCAACAUAAAAAAUUAUCUUUUACUAUUUAUACAUCGUGUAAAAAUGAAAAGAAUGUCAUGAGUAAAUUUUGCAAUCAGACACUUCGCAGACGGUUGCAAUGACUCACUGCAACCUGUCGCAUCAUAUAACACUGGAGACCAGAGAGGGUCGAGAUACUUCAUGCCAUGCCGCUAUAUUAAACAGUUUCUUUAACUUAAUUAUACAGAUCUGCUGACAUCUAAUCGUUCCUCUGAAUAAAAAUUAAAAAUAUAAAUAUUUAUGUGAAUUAUUACUUUCGUAAUAACGAUUGAAUAUUAGAUUUAAAUUGUUUUUUUUUAAUUUUUUAAAUAGUUCAUAAAUUUUUUAAUAAAGUAAGUCAGUGAAGAUAAAUCACUGAGACUUCCAUAAGAAUUAUUUGAGAGCAAGAAGGAUUGAACAAAAUGCAUCGAUGCACGAAAAACAGUGCUUGGGAUGCAACCGGUACGUACACGAAGAAGUAAAUCAGAGGGUAGAUGAUAAUUUGACUGAUGACUGGUAGAAAUUUGUCAGAUUCAAAGUAUGAAAAGGAAAGGGACAUACGACGAAAGGAGAAAAUGAGAGAAAGAGGAGGCAAUUGAUGAAGAAAGGAUGAUUAGUCACGCGACGUAACAUGGUCCCAGUUCGAACGGGAGGCAGGACCCACUAGUUGUAAUUAUAGUUAUCUUUGCGAUGUUCUCGGAACGCUUUGCUUCAAGUCCUCCUCGAGCUUACCGAGAAAUGAGAGAGAGAGAGAGACGGUGCGAAUCGCCGUAGGACGAGACAAAACAAUACGGCCAAAGGUAGAUCAACGAAGAAAGAUGAUGAGAAAUCGGAAAAAGAGGGGAGGCAGAGGGCAUCGGGCCGAGGAUGAAAGUUACAUAUAUAUAUAGCAGGAGAAAGAAUUCAGAUCACAGAAGAGUAGUCGCAGUUCUCGACCCGGACAAUUGCGAGUGAAAUCAAUCAGGACGUGUUGAUUUUCAAUUAAAGUAGAAUUCUUCUUCGCCAAAAUCUCAUUUAAUACUAAGAAAGAACUGAAAAUAUGAGAAGCUAUAUUUUACUGUUUAUUUCUAUCCAUCUUGCCUUUGCUACAAUUGGCAGACAUCAUAGAGAUAGCGGAUUUCUGAAUCACGUGCAACUAGUGCAUGAAUUUCGGUGUUCCAUGCCACAACCGAGAGCUAUACCAGUGGCAGAACUUCUAACUGUCGGCCCUAGUCCGGACGAAGUUUUUUAUCCUGCCUCUACCGUUUUGACACGUUGCAAAGGGGCCGGAUGUUGCCCGGAUCCCAAACAGAUUUGUGCACCUAUCGAAACCAGAAACGUCAGUCUUGUUUUCAUGGUGAAACACACGAUUGACCGACAACGUGACAGGCAUCACGAAGUGAUACAUGCUUUGGAACAUACAAAAUGUGGGUGUGUCCAUAAAAGAAUGAUAAAAUUUGAUUGAUUCAUUCUAUUGAAAUUUUUUCUUAAAACAGCAAUGAAAAAUACUUAUGCGUUGUUAUAAGAAUAUUAUAAGUAGUUACUUAGUUACUCGUUAAAAAAUUGAAAUAUACCAAAAUAUUUAUAAUCGCGCGAUUAAAUAACAUUACAUAAUUAAUUUUAAUAUAGGAUAAGUUCCUCGAUUUAAUCACUCUUCAGGAUUAUUGACUGUGAUAUUUUUAUAACAUAAUAUAAAGCACUAUAUGUUUUUUUAUAACACAUUAAUAAAUGUUUUUGAAUAAUAUAUUUUUUUCAUAUUUAAUUCCUUCUCAAACACCUUUUGCUUUUACGAUACUUCGUUC
This is a messenger RNA of Bombus pyrosoma, 3187 nucleotides long. RefSeq names its product vascular endothelial growth factor A-A-like. The record is from RefSeq and is a predicted model, not a curated record. Gene Ontology annotation, cellular component: membrane. Bases 2446 to 2850 code for a protein of 134 amino acids. Gene Ontology annotation, molecular function: growth factor activity. The transcript has 2 exons. Gene Ontology annotation, biological process: hemocyte migration. NCBI's taxonomy places the organism in Eukaryota, Metazoa, Arthropoda, Insecta, Hymenoptera, Apidae.